AACGGAAGCCGACAACAACCACCUUCAACGGCGGCGACUCCACCCCACGCGCAAAGGAGACCGGAGCCGAAUCCGCCCACCAAAUACCACCCGCCUCCGCCCCCUCCAUCCGCCGCCGGCGAGAUGAUGAUGCUCGUCAACUGCUCCGGCUGCCGCACGGCGCUGCAGCUGCCCCACGGGGCGCCCUGCAUCCGCUGCUCCAUCUGCGGCGCCGUCACCAACGUUGCCGCGCCACCCGCGCCCGGCCCCGUCGUCGACCCCGCCCGGGGCGCGCAGGCGCCGGCGCCGGCGUGGGGCCCGCCUCCCCCGGCCGCGCACGGCCGGAAGCGCGCCGUGAUCUGCGGGAUCUCGUACCGCUUCUCCCGCCACGAGCUCAAGGGCUGCAUCAACGACGCCAAGUGCAUGCGCCACCUCCUCACCACCCGCUUCAGGUUCCCCGACGACUCCAUCAUCAUGCUCACCGAAGAACAAACUGACCCUUACAAAAUCCCAACAAAGCAUAACAUAAGGAUGGCUAUGUAUUGGCUUUUACAAGGUUGUCAACCUGGAGACUCAUUGGUGUUUCAUUAUUCUGGCCAUGGGGCACAACAAAGAAGCUACAGUGGAGAUGAAGUUGAUGGGAUGGAUGAAACCCUAUGCCCGUUGGAUUUUGAGACACAGGGAAUGAUUGUGGAUGAUGAGAUAAAUGCUGCGCUUGUUAGACCACUUCCCCAUGGAGCUAAGCUUCAUGCACUCAUAGAUGCUUGCCACAGUGGAACUGCACUUGAUUUGCCAUUUCUCUGCAGAAUGAGCAGGACUGGGCAAUACGUAUGGGAAGAUCACAGACCACGAUCUGGUGUCUGGAAAGGAACUAGUGGCGGGGAAGCUAUUUCAUUUAGCGGCUGUGAUGAUAAUCAGACAUCAGCAGAUACUUCAGCCUUGUCAAAGAUCACUUCGACUGGGGCAAUGACAUUUUGCUUCAUUCAAGCUAUUGAACAAGGCCAGGCCACAACAUAUGGGAGUAUCCUGAACUCCAUGCGUUCGACAAUACGGAACACGGGAAGUGGUGCCUCAAUGGCUGGAGGCGGUGCGGUUACAUCACUCAUUUCAAUGCUUCUCACAGGGGGAAGCGCUAGUACUGGUGGAUUGAGACAGGAGCCACAGCUAACUGCAUGUGAUACAUUUGAUGUGUAUGCGAAACCAUUUUCGCUAUGAUACAUUUGUGGUAUUCUCCACUGUGUUCUGUGAUUCUAUCAUGAGUCGAGGUUUAAACUAUCAUGUACAGUUAACAGUUGAAAUGGCUCCUCCAUAUGUAGAGCUAACUUUGUAUCAUGUGAUGCUCAUAUUCGAAUUAAAGUGUUUGCCCCCUUUGAA
Messenger RNA from Hordeum vulgare subsp. vulgare (domesticated barley), 1353 nucleotides. RefSeq names its product metacaspase-1. Gene Ontology annotation, biological process: proteolysis. The record is from RefSeq and is a predicted model, not a curated record. The transcript is spliced from 5 exons. Bases 124 to 1194 code for a protein of 356 amino acids. NCBI's taxonomy places the organism in Eukaryota, Viridiplantae, Streptophyta, Magnoliopsida, Poales, Poaceae. Gene Ontology annotation, molecular function: cysteine-type endopeptidase activity.